Molecule: messenger RNA, 1812 nt
Organism: Phycomyces blakesleeanus NRRL 1555(-)
Lineage: Eukaryota; Fungi; Mucoromycota; Mucoromycetes; Mucorales; Phycomycetaceae
Exons: 5
Coding region: 1-1812 (603 amino acids)
Biological process (GO): DNA repair; telomere maintenance
Molecular function (GO): DNA helicase activity
Source: RefSeq, a predicted model, not a curated record
AUGUCAUCUACUCAACGUCAUUGUGCUGCUUGCCAUAUGCUUGGACAUAGUAGAAGUACUCAUAAGCAAUGUCUCAUGAACCCAAAGAACAUUUCUCUCCACAUUCCUCAAAAGAGAACUAAUGUAGAUGAAUAUCCUACAGAAAGUAGCCAAACUGCUGCCUUGAGAAUAAGAAGUGAGCCUGUCCAAGACCAAAAUUUGGACAUAGAAACAUUGACUUUUAUUUCAGUUUCUGAGUUGACUGAAUUUCCACUUGCAAAUGAGACUAUUACUGAAGUUCUUGAAGCAGUCGUGGAAGAAGAGAUUGAGGAGACUUCAUCCGAUGAAGAAGUGACUGGAAGAGAAGAAGAAGUCGAGGUCACUUCAUCUGACGAAGAAGUGACUGGAAGAGAAGAAGAAGUCGAGGAGAUUUCAACUGUGAAUAGAGGAUCAAUUUUACCCCAUUGUCCUCACUGUAACGGAACUGAUCAUCGCCAAAUUACAAGCAGAUUUUGUCCAAACAAUAACAGUAGCAGAGCAAGAGGAUCUAGAAAUCGAGGCAGAAGCUUGAAUAAUAUUGCCCGACUUCCAGCUAUUUCAGAACCAGCAGUUGAUAACAGGGGAGAUAUAGAUAUCGAGUGUCGAUUUUGUGGGGCAAUGAUGUGGGCACAUGAAAAAAACAGUCGUUCUUCUUUAAGAAGCCCCACGUUCUCUAUGUGUUGUAACAAAGGAAAGCAUGUUCUCCCCCAAAUUGAGCCAACACCUACAGGAAUUGCUGAGCUUUUGAACUAUAGAACACGUGAUGGAAAGAAGUUUCUUGAAAACAUUCGAAGCUAUAAUAGUACAAUGAGCUUUACUUCUUUGGGAGCUAAAAUUGAUACCUCUGUUGGCAACAAUAUCAAUGGGGCAUACAACUUCCGGAUUCACGGAACAAUUUGUCAUAGAAUUGGAUCUAUUUUGCCAGUGACAGAAUCUGAUAUCGCUCACUCAAAAUUUGCUCAGAUCUAUAUUUAUAAUAGUGCUGCUCAGAUAGAUCAAAGACAGUACCAUUCCCCACAAUUGGAGAGAAGUGUUUUGGAGAAGAUUCAGUCCAUUCUUAUGGAAACAAAUCCAUUCAUACAUCUCUUCAGAACAAUGGAUCAAAUUUCUCGGGAAAAGGGACAAUCUAUAGAUCUCACUUUGUGUUUAGUAGCUGAGGGGCCUCAGGAUCAAAGACGGUACAAUGCUCCAACUGCAAAUGGUUGGACCAUUGAUGCCAGCUCAUUGUCAGGAGAGCAUGUCACAGUAAUGCAAUGGUACUCAAACCGUUUGAUGUAUCGACGCAACACACAGCACCUCCUCCAUCUUUUUGGCCGUCUCUUUCAACAAUAUAUUGUUGAUAUGUAUGCCAAAGUUGAGCACGAUCGGCUGCACUUCAUCACCAGCAAUCAAAAUCGUCUCUGUGUAGAUCUUUAUAGUGGAAUUCAGGAUGCUGUUAUCCAUAACGAUUGUGGGACGGGAAAGACAUUUGUCUUUAAUGCCUUGCUUCAAAAAACUUGCCAACAAGGAAAAAUUGCUCUUGCAGUAGCAACAAGUGGAAUUGCUGCAUUGCUGCUAGACAUUCGUCUUGCAUUCGCAAUGACAAUAAACAAGUCACAAGGUCAAACUCUUGAGAGUGUUGGAUUAUAUCUCCCUGCCCCAGUAUUCUCCUAUGGCCAGCUGUAUGUUGCUCUAUCCUGGGUCAGAAAACCUUCUACAAUCAAGAUAAUGCUUGAUACACCAGCAAAUUCCAAUGAAAUGGCAAAUACUGUAUUUACAGACAAUGUUGUAUUUAAGGAAGUCUUUGACAUUUAG